CGGAAGUGGCGUCUUCACUCCUCGCCGUCUCAGAAUGCCGCUGGGGCCUCGGGGCCUGUGACUGACGCCCCGUCCGCCCCCCGCGCGGGCUAGGCGGGGGAGAACGACCCAUGGAGCGACCGUGAGAUUCAGCAGCAGAUUGAAAAUUCCUUACUGCCAAAAUGACGUCACUUCAUAGUUCUGCCCAGUGUUCAACAUCCAGUAGUGCUUGCAGGAUCUCACCAGAACAGAUCAGUAAGGUACGGCCCAAACUCCCACUUUUGAAGAUUUUGCAGGCAGCAGGUGCACAGGGUGAAAUGUUCACUGUGAAAGAGGUCAUGCAUUACCUAGGCCAGUAUAUAAUGGUGAAGCAGCUUUAUGACAAGCAGGAGCAGCAUAUGGUGUACUGUGGUGGAGAUCUUUUGGGAGAACUACUGGGACGUCAGAGCUUCUCUGUGAAAGAUCCAAGCCCUCUCUAUGAUAUGCUAAGAAAGAAUCUUGUCACUUUAGCCACUGCUACUACAGAUGCUGCUCAGACUCUCGCUCUCGCACAGGAUCACAGUAUGGAUAUUCCAAGUCAAGACCAACUGAAGCAAAGUGCAGAGGAAAAUUCCAGUUCCCGGAGAAGACCUGAAGAAGGCAAUAUUCCCGUACUGCCUACCUCACAGCAUAAAUGCAGGAGUUCUGGAGAAGGUGAAGACCUGAUAGAAAAUUUAGCCCACGAUGAGACAUCCAGCCUGGACCUUGGGUUUGAGGAGUGGGAUGUAUCUGGUCUGCCAUGGUGGUUUCUAGGAAAUGUGAGAAACAGCUAUACGCCUAGGAGUAAUGGCUCAACUGAUUUACAGACAAAUCAGGAUCUAGGUACUGCAGUUGUUUCAGACACCACAGAUGACUUGUGGGUUUUGAAUGAGUCAGUGUCAGAGCAGUUCGGUAUUGGAAUAAAAGUGGAAGCUGCUGAUUCUGAACAAUCAGAAGUAGGAAAAAUGAGAGAAAAAAAGGUGAUUGAAGUGGGAAAAAAUGAUGAAUUUGAGGACUCUAAGUCCUUAAGUGAUGAAACUGAUGUUGAAGUUACCUCUGAGGAUGAAUGGCAGUGUACUGAAUGCAAGAAAUUUAACUCUCCAAGCAAGAGAUACUGUUUUCGCUGCUGGGCCCUGAGGAAGGAUUGGUAUUCAGAUUGUUCUAAAUUAACUCAUUCUCUCUCCACGUCUGAUAUCACUGCCAUACCAGAAAAGAAAGAAAAUGAAGGGAUUGAUGUCCCUGAUUGCCGGAGAACCAUAUCAGCUCCAGUUGUUAGACCUAAAGAUGUUUAUAUAAAGGAGGAAAGCGCCAAACUCUUUGACCCCUGCAACUCGAUGGAAUUCUUGGAUUUGGCUCAGAGUUCAGAAAGCCAGGAGACCAUAUCAAGCCUGGGGGAACCGUCCGAUAACCUUUGUGACCAGAAGACAGACACGGAUAACAUGGAGGAUUGCCAGAAUCUCUUGAAGCCUUGUAGUCUGUGUGAGAAAAGACCACGAGAUGGGAACAUUAUUCAUGGAAGGACAGGUCAUCUUGUUACGUGUUUUCACUGUGCCAGAAGAUUAAAAAAGGCUGGGGCUUCCUGUCCUAUUUGCAAGAAAGAGAUUCAGUUUGUUAUUAAGGUUUUUAUAGCAUAGCUGAGUCAGUGAAUGGUGGAACAGUAAUGCCAGGGCCAGGCUGUGCACCAGACAUCAGUAUUCAGCAUCCCUCCUCAGUGGGGCCUUUUACUGAUCAUUUCCUCAUAUAGAACACCUCUCUGUUCCAGGCGCUUUUUGCUUUCAAACAGUUUAUGGAAUUUGAGUUCUUUCGAAUUUGGGGCUCCGUGAACAUGAAAACUAUCUUAAUUCAUUCUCCUUAAUUCAAUCUCCCAUAAGGAUUAACUGCCAGUAUGAAUGCAAAUACGUUUAUUUAUCACCAAAUUAUUUGAGGAUCAAUGAGCUAAUUUUGGUUCCUGCUCUUUUCUGUUUGUGAAUGUUCUUAAAAUCCAAGGUGGCCACUAGGAGAAUGUUCAAGCUAACAGUGAAAAAACACCAGUUUAUUAGGUUACAUGGAUGCAGGUCGUUGAUCCGGCCAUGGUUCAAAGAUCCCAAAUGUCUUGAAUAACAAGACUUUUGGGGCUGGGGCUGGGCACAGUGGUGGAGUGUCUGCUUCACAUAAAAUUGUGGGAAGCUGGGGGUGUGGGGGUUCUGUUUCCAGCACUUCCUCCCCCCACCCUUUGCAAAAUGUGAAACAAUCAGCCUGAACAUGAAAUGUCCUGGACUAAAGGCAUCGACAGUUUUGCUGACAUACUCCUAAACCCUUUUGCACAUCCAAAUUGAGAUGAGCCAACAAGUAUAUCCUUCUGAUGAAUUGUGACCAUCUGAGUAACCAGCCCAAGCAUGUGGACUGUGUUCACUCAGAACAUUCCCUCUGCCUUUACCAAGCAAGUCUCUCCAUUUCAUGACUUCCUCUGGCUUUGUUUUCCAUUUGCACAUGCUUAAUUUGACAUCUACCAUUUACAAAUCAAAUAGAAAAAAUACGCUAUCCAAGAUACUGUAUAUGUGCAUUCACAGUAUUUUUGAAAUCAAACUUGGAGACAAUUAGGUUUAUAGAAAAGGCCCUACCCAUCAUAUAAACUGGCUACGCCUAUUGUAACAUUAAUCAGCUAAAUCAAACUUCACAUACACUCAGAAGACAUUUAGUUUUAAUUUUGAUUCAAAUGUGUUAAUAGAGGUCACUUGCUUAACUUCAGUUGCCACUCUGGAAACAAGGCAUAGAAUUUUUAAAAAGUCCAUUCUCCUGUAGUCAUUGAUUUGCAGGACUGUUAAUGAUGGGGUUUCACGUCAAGUUACAGCCCUCCACCCUCCCCCAGACUGUCCACUUCCCUCCACCGUUGUCAGAUUGCCUCUUCUCCUGACCCAACAAGGCAUCUAAACCAAAGUGCUGUUUGCUUUACUGUGGCCUCACUGUCGGCUGGAGAGUCCUGGAUGUGUUUGUUUUUCUUUGAACUUUUAUUUGAUAUCUCUAGAUGCAUUUUUUACACACGGGUAAUACUCUAGUGAGAUCCUAGGUAAAUGAUAGCCAGUCUUUUGAAAAUAGGAAUGGGUUUUGCAGUUGUGAAAAAGAAAGUAACUAAAGAGAAUGAUGGACCUAGUGAGGCAUUAUCUGAACACAAAAAUCUUGAGAAUCACCUGGGUUGUUAAAAAUAAGCUCAGCUGCCAUACCCCAACACACACACACAACACACACACACCCCUUACAUUCUUGAUCACCCACAUACAUACACACAUCCUAUACAUCAUAUACACACAGAUCCCUGUCUGGGUUGUGGACUUCCAUUUGAACAGAUUCUGGGAGCUGGAGCAUGUGGCCUGCAGAUCACAGAUUUUUCUUAAAGCACUGCCCUAGAAGGAAAGACUUCCCCCAAGUACAGGAAGUGGAGCAAUAUCUAUUUUAGCACCAUAUUUAAAUGCACUCUUUCUCAGCCCUUUACUUUGCACAUGGGGCCCGAAGAUUAAAUGACUGCCCUAGCUAGUAUACGCUUACUAGAAUCUAUCUCUUAGAGUCAGUUUUGAAGCAUUCUUGUUUUCUUUUUUGAUAUUUAAGUAGUGCUGCUUGUUUAAUUUGGGGUGACAAUCAUUUUGCUCCAAAGUCUGACUUGCAGCAAAAAGAACAUUUAGAACUGUCACUUUCAGCACUUUCUCGUAAAAGAAAAGGACCUGUGAAAGUCAUAUUCUCGAUAUCCAGAUGAAUGACUUCUUGCAGGGGGAGGAAGUGUCAAAUAGCGCAACCUGAAACCUUUCCUCCCAGUAUUCCUCUUGGGAACGUAGCUCGGGUAUUGGGCUCCCUAGGUUUUAGGGCAAAGAUUCCCCCAUCCCCUGAGAGUAAAACCAGUCUUUUGAGUUUGUAUUUUACUAGACUGUGGUAAAUAUUCUACAGCCUUAAAGAGUUUGGGUCGGAGUGCUAGUACAGUGGGUAGAGCAUUUAUUUGCCUUGCAUGGUGUUGACCCAGGUCACUCCCUGGCAGUCCCUGAGUCCUGCAAGUGUUUGAUCCCCUGAGCAGAGAGGUGUGGAGUAGGCCUUGAAUACCACUGAGUGUGUUGCAAAAACUCAACACCCCCCCCACCCGCAACACACAAGAAAACCCCAGCAACCCCAAACCUUAGAAUGUUAUAUUUCUUCUCUGUUUCCCUUUAUUCUACUUGUAGUCGUCUGAUACCCUUCCAUUUUGUUUUAAUUUCCCAGUUCAGUACUUUUUGCAAAUGAUACAGAGGAAAGUUGGGUGCCAGCACUUGUACCCUGUGAUUUCCCCUUAGAUAAUUUUGUAAGUUUAGAGAAAGUUUAAGAAAACUUUGAGCUCCUUGGUGUUGAUUUUGGUUGCAUUCUCUUCCACGUGCGUCUCAGCACUUGUCUCCUUCCCCUUUUGUUUGCAGUUUUCUCUCUGCACACCAAAACACCUUGUUUAGAAGAUCCUAAACUGCACAUUUUUUAAAUUUUUAGUUGAAUCUCAUCUUUUAGGAAACAAACCCGUGUUGAUAGAUUCUUAAAA
Molecule: messenger RNA, 4522 nt
Organism: Sorex fumeus (smoky shrew)
Lineage: Eukaryota; Metazoa; Chordata; Mammalia; Eulipotyphla; Soricidae
Gene: MDM4
Product: MDM4 regulator of p53
Exons: 11
Coding region: 162-1631 (489 amino acids)
Biological process (GO): protein ubiquitination; regulation of cell cycle; negative regulation of apoptotic process
Cellular component (GO): nucleus
Molecular function (GO): ubiquitin-protein transferase activity
Source: RefSeq, a predicted model, not a curated record